Molecule: messenger RNA, 372 nt
Organism: Vicia faba (fava bean)
Lineage: Eukaryota; Viridiplantae; Streptophyta; Magnoliopsida; Fabales; Fabaceae
Source: the annotation of a GenBank genome assembly
AUGGGAUACUUUUGGGAUAAAGGCUGCAAGGUGUAUUACUUCCGUGUUAAAAAGAAUGGUAAGAAAAUGUAUAACUUUAAUGGCCCUGUUGAGUUUGUUAAUUCUACUGCUGAACUACAUAUGGUUGAUGAUCAACCUAUUAGUGCUUCUCAUGAUGCUUCUCAAGUUGAUACAGAUAUGCAUGAUACUGGCCAUGGGGAUGAUCAAGGUAGUGGGAUUGGUGUUGAAUAUGGAAAUCGGUCUUCCAUUAUUACUAUGCUUCAAAACAUGCAGGUUAAGCAAGAUGAGCUAUACAAGGAGGAUUAUCAUAGGCGAUCUGCACUUUUGAGGCAGCUCAAGAGGAACGAUUUUGUCUUCUUCAAGAGCACAUGA